CCCAGCCCUUGUGAGCACAGGUUCACCUCUCUCCUUCCCCUCCUACUCCUUGCUCCAGGCCAGCACCUUUGCUCCUUUAUUCUAGCUUCAGCAUCUGCCUCAAUCCAAAAAGCCCCAGCAAUGUCUCGCCAGUCCACUGUGAGGAUUCAGAGGGGGAGAAGUGGCUUCAGUGCUGCUUCAGCAGUGGUGCCCAACACCUGCCGGACCAGCUUCAGCUCCUGCUCCAUCACCCGCCUGGGCAGCUGCAAUGCUGGCAGUGGCUUUACCAGGGUUGGGGGUGGCUUUGGAAGCAAAAGCCUCUACAAUGUUGGUGGUUGCAAGAAGAUCUCCGUGGCUGGAAGGGGUGGCAGCUUCUAUGGCUCUGCAGGGUUUGGUGGUGGCGCCGGGAGCAUGUACGGGGGCGGCUUUGGUGUUCCAGCCAAUCUUGGCUAUGGAUAUGGGGCCUUUGGGGGUGGCCCUGGAUUCCCAGCUGGGGGCAUCCACGAAGUCUCCAUCAAUCAGAGCCUCCUGAAACCGCUCAACUUGGAGAUUGACCCCAACAUCCAAAGGAUCCGAAAAGAGGAGAAGGAACAAAUCAAAACCCUCAACAACAAAUUUGCCUCCUUCAUUGACAAGGUCCGAUUCCUUGAGCAACAAAACAAAGUGCUGGAAACCAAGUGGAGUUUGCUGCAGGAGCAGGGAAUGAAAACAGUGAGGAACAAUCUGGAGCCACUUUUCGAGACCUACAUCAACAACCUACGGGUGCAACUGAACUCAUUGCUGAGCGACAAGGGGAGGCUGGAGGGAGAACUUGUCAACACCCAGUACCUGGUCGAGGACUUCAAGAAGAAGUAUGAAGAUGAGAUCAACAGAAGGACCAUUGCAGAGAAUGAAUUUGUGACUCUCAAGAAGGAUGUAGAUGCUUCCUACAUGAACAAGGUGGAACUCCAAGCCAGGGCAGAUGCACUGAGUGAAGAAAUUAAUUUCCUGAGAGCACUUUAUGAAGCAGAGCUGUCCCAGAUGCAGACCCAGAUCUCUGACACCUCUGUGGUUCUCACCAUGGACAACAACAGGAACCUGGACCUGGACAGCAUCAUCUCUGAGGUCAAGGCACAGUACGAGGACAUUGCCAACCGGAGCCGGGCUGAGGCUGAGUCCUGGUACCAGACCAAGUACGAGGAGCUGCAGGCCACGGCUGGCAGGCAUGGGGACGACCUCCGGAACACCAAGCAGGAGAUCUCGGAGCUCAACCGCCACGUCCAGCGGCUCCGAUCUGAGAUUGACAGUGUGAAAAAACAGUGUGCAAACCUGAAAGCUGCCAUUGCCGAGGCCGAGGAGCGUGGGGAGCUGACCCUCAAGGAUGCCAGAGCCAAACUGGCCGAGCUGGAGGACGCUUUGCAACAGGCCAAGGCUGACCUGGCUCGGCAGCUCCGGGAAUACCAGGAGCUCAUGAAUGUCAAGCUGGCCCUGGACAUUGAGAUUGCAACCUACAGGAAGCUGCUGGAGGGCGAGGAGUGCAGGCUGGCUGGAGAUGGGGUCCCAGUGAACAUCUCCGUCACCAGAACAACAGUGGGAACAGGAUACGGAGGAGGGAGCAACCUCAGCAUGGGAGGGGGGAUCUGCAAUUUGGGGAACAGCUUCAACUGUGGGAGCAUUCCCGGGAUGAGCAGCACCACCCUCGGAGCCGGCAGCAGCUCUAGCAUGAAGUUUGUCUCCAGCUCCUCCACCAGAAGAAGUUACAGGAGCUAAAAUUCUCCUUCCAGUCACCACCAUGCACCACAAAGCACCGAAACUGGUCCUUUACUGGGGCAUGGUGGGGUCAAGCACAACCAGGGCCACCUGCACCCCAAGUCCUGUCCUACAGGAGCCCUACUUUAGGAACUCUCUCUCAGCUGUGUUGUCUCGCACACAUCCUGUUGGGCUCAGCCCUGGAACCUGAGUCUCACUGGGUUAAAUUUGCAGCUCGCUUGCUCCAGCUCAGCAAUUUUUUGGCCGGAUUUUGUAUAUAAAAUAUGUCCCAUGACUGUUUGUCUCUCUUCACUUUCUGGGGUUUGUCUAAUAAAAAUGCACAUGUAAUUUAUUCUA
This is a messenger RNA of Cyanistes caeruleus (blue tit), 2064 nucleotides long. RefSeq names its product keratin, type II cytoskeletal 75-like. Lineage: Eukaryota; Metazoa; Chordata; Aves; Passeriformes; Paridae. Gene Ontology annotation, cellular component: keratin filament. Gene Ontology annotation, molecular function: structural constituent of skin epidermis. The record is from RefSeq and is a predicted model, not a curated record. Gene Ontology annotation, biological process: keratinization; intermediate filament organization.